This is a messenger RNA of Capsella rubella, 1214 nucleotides long. RefSeq names its product transcriptional activator TAF-1. The coding region runs from base 343 to 1005 and encodes 220 amino acids. Gene Ontology annotation, biological process: positive regulation of DNA-templated transcription. Gene Ontology annotation, molecular function: DNA-binding transcription factor activity; transcription cis-regulatory region binding. The record is from RefSeq and is a predicted model, not a curated record. Gene Ontology annotation, cellular component: nucleus. The transcript has a single exon. Lineage: Eukaryota; Viridiplantae; Streptophyta; Magnoliopsida; Brassicales; Brassicaceae.
AAUAUGGACUGUUUCUUCAUCACUAAGCUAUUACAAAACAUUUGGUUUAACAAAUUUUUAAUCUUAUUUUCUUUUCAAAUAGCCUAUAGUAUUCCUUGUCCCACAAAAAUAUUUUUUCUACUUUUUAUAAAAGUUGUUUGAGAAGAAAAAAAAAUAUUAACCCCACAUAGUGCUAUAUGACUCAAAAGUCAUUUUUACGUAUUUUAUACGGUCAUACAUGGUAUUUUCUAAAAUGACCAAACUACCCUUCUAAUGUUUCUUUAAAUUCCAGCCUCCUUCAAUUCAAUUCUUCCCUUUUCUCCUCCUCUUCUCUCUAAUUAUACAAUUACGAACCCGGUCAUCAUGUUGUCUACUGUACCGGCCUUUUCCUUUACUGAACCGGGUUUGGUUAACCAAUUAUCGGAUUUCCAGACCGGAUUCACUCCUUGGGAAUUUGACUGCUCUGCUCUCUUCUUCUCUUCUAUCCAUCACGAACCGGCCGUACCGAGUCCUUGCUCUGGUGAAUCCGAAACCGGUUCUGUCAAAAUUGACACUGGUUUUGACGAAUCUUGUAUCGGUUCCAUCCGAAUGAACUCCGGUUCCGAUGGUUCCGACAUUUUCCACGGCGUACUGAGUCCUAAAUCCGAUGAAUUGGACUCGGAAAACAUGAAAAACCGGAUUAACGCCACGGACCAUAACCGGGCGGAAUUGAACCGACCGGUUUUACAGGUAACUGACGAACGUAAACGGAAGCGUAUGGAAUCGAACCGAGAAUCAGCGAAGCGGUCGAGGAUGCGUAAACAGAGACACAUUGAGAAUUUAAAAGACGAAGCAAACCGGCUCGGUUUAGAAAACCGGGACCUCGGUAACCGGCUCCGGAUCGUUUUGUACAACCUCGGACUGAUAAGUACGGACAACGACCGUCUUAUGUCGGAACAAGAGAUUCUAACUCGAAGAUUCUUGGAGAUGAGGCAGAUUUUGAUUCUCAAACAGCUUCAGCAGAAUCCUUCAUUGAUCAUCAAAUGAUUUGAAAAAAGUUGGAAAAAAAAAAGUUUUAGAAAGAAAAAAAAAAUCAGAUCAAAGCGAAGUAUUUUUUAUUUGCGUCUCUCUUUUGAUCUCUCUCUCUCUUAUGUGUGUAAGUAAAUGAGAAUGAGUGCUACUCAGAAGUUGUUUGGGCCUAUUUUAUCAUAUUUAUAAAGGCCCAUUAAUGAAUCCAAUUGAAUCUGAAAAGCCUA